AUGUCUCGACUCGUCCUCGGCCUCGUGGCCCUCACCGGCCUCCUGGGCUCGGUAGACGCCCAGAACAGCACCGACGACAGCGCCAACGUCAAGUGGCUCGGCCGCACGCCGACCUACAACUCCGGCACGACCUUCGGUCUGCCGUGGGCCAAGGGCAAGCACUACCCCAACUCGACCGACUUCACCAUCUCCGGCGGUGGUCCUCUGCAGUCGUGGAUCACGGCAUACUGGCCCGACGGUUCCAUCAAGUGGUCUGCCCACGCGAUCCCCGAGUCCGACACGAUCCUCGACGAGUACACCGUCAGCGCGUCUUCGGCUAAUUCGACGGCUCGCUUCGCCCGCGCCAAGAGACAGUCCAGCAGCGGCCUGUCCGUGAGUGACUCGUCCGACGUCGUGAGCGUCGACACCGGCAAGCUCUCAAUCACGUUCCCCAAGUCGGGCAGUGCUGUGGUCGGCGAGAUCAAGACCGCCUCUGGCAAGAUCAUUGGCCAGAACGGCAAGCUUGUCCUGCACUCUCAGUCUGGUGUUGAGGAUUAUGCUGAGGCGAAGGGCAAAUCCGGCAUCAACUACUUCAACUUCGAGAGCAACAUCGAGGAAGUCACCGUCAGCAAGGACAACACCGCGCGUGCUCUCGUGACGGUUCGCGGCAAGCACAAGACCCAGGGCGAAGGCAGCCACGUCGACUGGCUCCCUUUCAUUCUCCGAUUUUACACAUACGCCAACUCUGAGGCCGUUCGCAUUGUUCACACCGUGAUCUACGACGGCAAAGCAUCGGAGGACUUCAUCACCGGCCUCGGUAUCCGAUUCGAGGUUCCUCUUGAGGGAGAGGAGCACUACAACCGCCACGUCAGAAUUUCUGGCGUUGACGGCGGUCUCCUUAGCGAAGCUGUUCGUGGCAUCACCGGCCUGCGGAGAGAUCCCGGUGCCGAGGUUAGAAACGAUCAGUUCGAGGGUGUCGAACUCGCCGACCCCGCCACUUGGGACCAAAGAGUCACCACCAGACUUCACUGGAUCCCUACAUGGAGCGACUAUAGCUUGACUCAGCUCUCUCCCGACGGCUUCACGCUGAAGAAGCGUACCAAGGCAGGCCAGAGCUGGGUCAACAUCCCCGGCGGAACUCGUGCUGGCGGCCUCGCCUACCUCGGCGGUGCAACCAAGGGUGGCCUUGCUGUCGGUCUGCGCAACUUCUGGAAGCGAUACCCUACCGGCAUUGACAUUACCAACGCCGCGACGGACAAGGGCGAGAUCACUAUCUGGAUCUACAGCCCGAACGCCCCUCCAUUGGACCUCCGCCCCUACCACGAUGGCCUCGGCCAAGAGGACUACGCCGACCAACUCGAUGCCCUUGAGAUCACAUACGAGGACUGGGAGGAUGGAUUCAACACCCCGUACGGUGUUGCCCGCACCAACGAGAUCUUCUUAUACGGCUUCGAGCAAACGCCCAACCGAACCCUCCUCGCCGACCUGUCUGACCACACCAACAACCCCCCCGUUCUUUACGGCGAACCUGAGCACUUUGCUGAGACGAAGGCUAUUGGAAACUACUGGGCUCCGCCGAGCGCGAACCCCAAUGCUCAGGAAGCCGCCAUUGAGAAUCACCUCGACUUCCUCUUCAAGUUCUACGAGGGUCAAGUCGAGCAGCGCAAGUGGUACGGCUUCUGGGAUUACGGCGACUUCAUUCACGCCUACGACACCGAUCGUCAUCAAUGGCGUUUCGAUAUCGGCGGAUACGCCUGGGACAACUCCGAGCUUUCACCCGAUCUGUUCUUCUGGAACUACUUCCUUCGCACCGGGCGCGAGGAUGUCUACCGCUUCGCCGAAGCACAGGUCCGCCACACCGGCGAGGUCGAUGUGUACCACUUGGGUGAUCUCAAGGGCCUCGGAACUCGUCAUGGCAUUCAGCACUGGGGUGACAGUGCCAAGCAGGCUCGUAUUUCGACGCCUCAGUACCGUAAGAUCUUCUACUACGUCUCCGGAGGCGACGAGCGUGUGGGUGAGCUUAUCGAGGAGCUUCUGGACACCGACAAGACCUACGGUGUUCUCGACCCCAACCGCAAGGUCCGUACCGACGGCUGGGUUCCUACACCCAAUGCUUCCGUCGCUGUUGGUCUGGGAACCGACUGGUCUGCUCUCGCGGCCGGCUGGCUUCUGGAGUGGGAGCGCCGCGGUUCUCGGUGGGAAGAGGCCCGCACCAAGCUCGUCAACACCGCCGCCAGUAUCGCCAAGCUUAAGAACGGCUUCGUUACGGGUUCCGGCUUGUACAGCAUCGCCAACGGCACCCUCGGCCCGCCCCCUGCCGAUCCCAACAACGAAGGCCUCGUCGCCGUCUCUCACCUGUCCGCCGUGUUCGGCCUCCUCGAAGUCGUGGCUGAGUUCAUCGAGCACGCUGGCGAGGAGGUUCCCGAGGGAUUCGAGGCUGCGUGGUACGACUACUCGUACUACUACGGCGCAGGUGCUGCCGAGCAGACUGCCCGCUACGGCAAGUCGUUCGGCAGUCUCAACCUCAAGCAGGGACACUCUCGCCUCACUGCCUACGCCGCUCAUCGCCAUGAUAACGCGACGCUGGCUGCCCGCGCGUGGAACGAGUUCUUCAACACGGACGGCUUCAAGGCGACCUCGCCCUGGGCCACUGUUCGCUUCAACGGCAGUGAAGUGCUCGCUCCCAUUGAUGAGGCUGCUUGGGUCUCGACGAAUGACGCUGCUUUGUAUGGAUUGGCGUCGAUCAUUAACCUCGCCUUGGUUGGGGAGUAUCUGACCUAG
Colletotrichum karsti is the source of this 2760-nucleotide messenger RNA. RefSeq lists its product as uncharacterized. Bases 1 to 2760 code for a protein of 919 amino acids. The transcript has a single exon. NCBI's taxonomy places the organism in Eukaryota, Fungi, Ascomycota, Sordariomycetes, Glomerellales, Glomerellaceae. The record is from RefSeq and is a predicted model, not a curated record.